Molecule: messenger RNA, 1960 nt
Organism: Manis pentadactyla (Chinese pangolin)
Lineage: Eukaryota; Metazoa; Chordata; Mammalia; Pholidota; Manidae
Gene: ERO1B
Product: endoplasmic reticulum oxidoreductase 1 beta
Exons: 17
Coding region: 238-1647 (469 amino acids)
Biological process (GO): protein folding in endoplasmic reticulum
Cellular component (GO): endoplasmic reticulum; endoplasmic reticulum membrane
Molecular function (GO): thiol oxidase activity; protein-disulfide reductase activity; FAD binding
Source: RefSeq, a predicted model, not a curated record
GAGGAAAGGGAAGCCGGGGGCGGGCCGCCUAGGGGAUGAAGUGGGGGCGCUCGGUGCUCUGUCCUCACUCGCAGCUGUCGGGAGCCGGGGAGCGUGCUCCCCGCCUCCAGUCAGGCGCGCGGACCUCGGACCCUGGAGCCUCGGCCGCUGGGAGCCGUCCCCAGGGGUUGUCGCCUGGGCCAACUGCGUUCUCCGGCCCGGAGGGGCCUGGCCUGAAGCGGUGGGGGAAAGGUCAGCAUGAGCCGGGGGGCCCGGCGGGCUGGCGCAGGGCAGGUGGCCGCAGUGCAGCUGCUGGUCACCCUGAGCUUCCUCCCGAGCGUCGUCGAGGCCCAGGUCACUGGAGUCCUGGAUGAUUGCUUGUGUGAUAUUGAUAGCAUAGAUAACUUCAACACCUUCAAAAUCUUCCCUAAAAUAAAAAAACUACAAGAGCGAGACUAUUUCCGUUAUUACAAGGUUAAUCUGAAGCGACCAUGUCCUUUCUGGGCAGAAGAUGGCCAUUGUUCAAUAAAAGACUGUCAUGUGGAGCCCUGUCCAGAGAGUAAAAUUCCAGUUGGAAUUAAAGCUGGAAGUUCUAAUAAGUAUUUGAAAGUGGCAAACAGUUCCAAAGAAUUAGAAGAUUGUGAGCAAGCUAAUAAACUGGGAGCAAUUAACAGCACAUUAAGUAAUCAAAGCAAAGAAGCUUUCAUUGACUGGGCAAGAUAUGAUGAUUCACAGGAUCAUUUUUGUGAACUUGAUGAUGAGAGAUCUCCAGCUGCUCAAUAUGUAGACCUCUUACUGAACCCAGAGCGUUACACUGGCUAUAAAGGGUCUUCUGCAUGGAGAGUGUGGAACAGCAUCUAUGAAGAAAACUGUUUCAAGCCUAGAUCAGUUUAUCGUCCUUUAAAUCCUCUGGCACCUAGCCGAGGAGAAGAUGAUGGAGAAUCAUUCUACACAUGGCUAGAAGGUUUGUGUCUGGAGAAAAGAGUCUUUUACAAGCUUAUAUCAGGACUUCAUGCUAGUAUCAAUUUACAUCUGUGUGCAAAUUAUCUUUUGGAAGAAACCUGGGGCAAACCUAGCUGGGGACCUAAUAUGAAAGAAUUUAAACGCCGCUUUGACCCUGUGGAAACCAAGGGAGAAGGUCCAAGAAGGUUAAAGAAUCUGUACUUUUUAUACUUAAUUGAGCUUCGAGCUUUAUCAAAGGUGGCCCCAUAUUUUGAACGUUCAAUUGUUGAUCUUUACACUGGAAAUGUAGAAGAAGAUGCUGACACAAAAACCCUUCUACUGAAUAUUUUUCAAGAUACAAGGUCCUUUCCCAUGCACUUUGAUGAGAAAUCCAUGUUUGCAGGUGACAAAAAAGGGGCCAAAUCAUUAAAGGAGGAAUUCCGAUUACAUUUCAAGAAUAUCUCCCGUAUAAUGGACUGUGUUGGAUGUGACAAAUGCAGAUUAUGGGGGAAAUUACAGACUCAGGGUUUAGGAACUGCCCUGAAGAUAUUAUUUUCUGAAAAAGAAAUCCAAAAGCUUCCAGAGAACAGCCCAUCUAAAGGCUUCCAACUCACGCGACAGGAAAUAGUUGCUCUUUUAAAUGCUUUUGGAAGGCUUUCUACAAGUAUAAGAGAGUUACAGAAUUUUAAAGUCUUACUACAACACAGUAGGUGCCAUUGUGUAUAAGAAAGGACAGCUAUUUUGAUUUUCAUCAGCAUUACCUUCCACUGGAAAUUUGGGAACAGUUCACAGUAAACCUCUCAGACGUUUGCAAACUGAAGUACCUGCAGAAACCAUAGCUAUUCAUCAAAGUACAAAGACUGAGCGCAUGAUAUCAUGGGAAUUAUUUGGUAAAACAAAACACAGAACGUACACACAUACAUAUUAGUACUCUAUUGUUACAUCUACAGGUACCACUUUGAUUUUGAACAUAAUUCCAAAUAAUUUACCAUUGUACCCACCAAACUGUAGAAAAUGUGAAUUAAAGAAUGUUUCUGUA